Tachysurus vachellii is the source of this 2122-nucleotide messenger RNA. It is a transcript of the gene cdc6, whose product is annotated as cell division cycle 6 homolog (S. cerevisiae). The coding region runs from base 144 to 1898 and encodes 584 amino acids. The record is from RefSeq and is a predicted model, not a curated record. Gene Ontology annotation, biological process: mitotic DNA replication checkpoint signaling; cell division; DNA replication initiation. Gene Ontology annotation, molecular function: DNA replication origin binding; ATP binding; ATP hydrolysis activity. The transcript is spliced from 12 exons. NCBI's taxonomy places the organism in Eukaryota, Metazoa, Chordata, Actinopteri, Siluriformes, Bagridae. Gene Ontology annotation, cellular component: nucleus.
UCUAAAGUGUUUUUCAAAGACAAGAAGCGCGCCAGUUCUGUGUGUCAGCGGUGAGACGAACAGUUUUUCCGGACGUUUUUGUGAUUAAAAGCUAAGAGAAACGCUUUAUCCCGACACUAGAGUUAAAGCCAGGUCUGGUAAAAAUGCCUACUACUCGCUCUCAGAGACAACCAACUCUCCAGUUCCCUAAGCGCAAGUCCUCCAGGGUUUCUUCCCAACCCAAAGGUUCAUCUCAGCCUGAUCUGGACACCAGGACUGUGCCUGAUUCUCCCAGAAAGACAACCUUCUGUGUCAGAAACGGCCCGCUUUCCCCUGUGAAAGCAGCUGUGGGUGCCAAAGCCAUCCCUCUUUCUCCCAGAACAAAAAAUGUUCCAGAUAUCAGGGCUGUUCCUCUGUCGCCCCGACACCAUUUGCUCCAAAGCAUCUCUCCAUCUCAAAGGCUUCCUUUGAGCCCCAGAAAGCGAACAGGCGAUGAGAACAGAUGCAACUUGCCGCCAUCUCUUCAGGGUUCUCCUCCCAAACAGAACCGACCCUCGCUAGGCUCCCCUCGCAAGCUGUCAUUUAACGAGAACACUCCUGCCUUCGGAUCUCCUCCUCGGCCUACAUCCACGGUCCCUGUUACUUCCUCGACUUGCUCUUCUUCCAAAUGCUUGAAGGAGCCCACCAAAGCUGAGUCUGAUGCACCAGAGAAGGUUUCCACUCCUGUUACAAAAAAAUCGCAGUACCAGUUUGUGAAACAGGCUCUUCACACAGCCGUGCCCGAGCGCCUGCUCUCUCGAGAGGCCGAGCGAGGCGUUAUCGUAUCCUUCCUAGAGAAACAUGUGGUGCUCGGCAAGCCGGCCAGCCUGUACAUCUCUGGGGCUCCUGGAACAGGGAAGACAGCCUGCUUGAACUGUGUGCUUCAAGAACGCAAGGCUUUGUUAAAAGGGGUGCAGAUUGUGGUGAUCAACUGCAUGACGCUUCGGAGCUCCCAUUCGAUCUUCCCUCUCCUGGCUGAAAAACUGGGAACGACCAGAGGCCACAGUGACGGCAAGCUUGAGAAACUGCUGACCAGUUCAGGCCCCACUGUACUUUUGGUACUGGAUGAAAUGGAUCAGCUGGACAGUAAGGCCCAAGAUGUUCUCUAUACCAUAUUUGAAUGGCCUUAUCUUUCUAAGUCUCGUCUGUGCCUCAUUGGUAUCGCAAACGCCCUCGACCUGACGGAUCGCAUUUUGCCCAGACUGCAGGCAAAGCCUCACUGCAGACCACAGCUUCUUCACUUCCCACCCUACAGCCGCCAAGAGCUGGCAGCCAUCGUCCAGGACCGGCUCACGCAGGUGUCAGGAGAAGGAGUUCUUGAUGCUGCUGCUGUUCAGUUUUGUGCCAGAAAGAUCUCUGCAGUCUCAGGAGACGCCCGGAAAGCACUAGACAUCUGCAGGAGAGCUGUAGAGAUGGUCGAGUCCAACAACAGAUCCAAAAUGUCUUCUGACUCGACAAAUAAGAAUACUAAAGAAGCACGUGUGAGUGUCCCUCAGGUGGCACGGGUUCUGUCUGAGGUCUACGGAGACCGCAUGACCUCCAGUGGUGGAGAAGAAGGAGAGAGUUUCCCUCUGCAGCAGAAAUUGCUGGCCUGCUGCCUGCUACUGCUUACACGUAACGGGAAGAGUCGAGAGAUUCAGCUGGGCAAGCUGUGCGAGACCUACAGUAAGCUGUGCAAGCAGAGGCAGGUCAGCAGCGUGGGCCAAGGCGAGUGUCUGUCACUGUGUAGUUUACUAGAAAGCAGAGGCAUCUUCUCUCUCAAGAAGGCCAAAGAAGCACGACUCACCAAGAUCACACUGAAGAUCGAGGAGAAGGAUGUGGAGAACGCUCUAAAGGAUCGCGCAUUACUGGGCAGCAUCCUGGCUGCAGGCCUGCCGUGAUCUCCGUCAACACCGUUACAGUCUUCCUGCAUAGACCACCAUGUUUCCUCAAGACCUUCACUUUUCACAAUAUUUAUAAAUUUUUUUUUUUAGCAUUUUUUUUCAAGCAGUCUUUGCUUUGAGUCAGCAUCAUGAGACCUUUUUAUUUGUGUGAAAUCCUUUUAUUUUUACAAUGUACAUUUCUGUUUUAAUGUAAAUAAAUGUACAGGAUCUUAAAACUUUAA